Molecule: messenger RNA, 789 nt
Organism: Dama dama (fallow deer)
Lineage: Eukaryota; Metazoa; Chordata; Mammalia; Artiodactyla; Cervidae
Gene: CRYBB2
Product: crystallin beta B2
Exons: 6
Coding region: 172-789 (205 amino acids)
Biological process (GO): visual perception; lens development in camera-type eye
Molecular function (GO): structural constituent of eye lens
Source: RefSeq, a predicted model, not a curated record
GGUGUGGGCUUAAUCCUGCAUUCUCCCCUCACUGUCCACGGGGACGCAGCAGUCACCCAUCUUGGCACGGGCACUUUUGGGGAAGGUAUAAAUGUCACCUCCCGCUGGAAGGCUCCACGGGCACUCUCAGGGACUGGUGUCACUGGUCACUCCUGCACGGGACAGCCCACCAUGGCCUCAGACCACCAGACCCAAGCGGGCAAGCCGCAGCCCCUCAACCCCAAGAUCAUCAUCUUUGAGCAGGAAAACUUCCAGGGCCACUCACAUGAGCUCAACGGGCCCUGCCCCAACCUGAAGGAGACUGGCGUGGAGAAGGCGGCCUCUGUCCUGGUGCAGGCUGGACCCUGGGUGGGCUACGAGCAGGCCAACUGCAAAGGGGAGCAGUUCGUGUUUGAGAAGGGUGAGUACCCCCGCUGGGACUCGUGGACCAGCAGUCGGAGGACGGACUCACUCAGCUCCCUGAGGCCCAUCAAAGUGGACAGCCAGGAGCACAAGAUCACCCUGUAUGAGAACCCUAACUUUACGGGGAAGAAGAUGGAGGUGAUAGACGAUGACGUGCCCAGCUUCCACGCCCAUGGCUACCAGGAGAAGGUGUCUUCCGUGCGGGUGCAGAGUGGCACGUGGGUCGGCUACCAGUACCCCGGCUACCGUGGGCUGCAGUACCUGCUGGAGAAGGGUGAUUACAAGGACAGCGGUGACUUCGGGGCCCCCCAGCCCCAGGUGCAGUCCGUGCGCCGCAUUCGGGACAUGCAGUGGCACCAGCGGGGCGCCUUCCACCCCUCCAGCUAG